This is a messenger RNA of Drosophila persimilis, 1007 nucleotides long. RefSeq lists its product as uncharacterized. The record is from RefSeq and is a predicted model, not a curated record. Bases 40 to 927 code for a protein of 295 amino acids. Gene Ontology annotation, biological process: chromatin remodeling. NCBI's taxonomy places the organism in Eukaryota, Metazoa, Arthropoda, Insecta, Diptera, Drosophilidae. Gene Ontology annotation, cellular component: Ino80 complex; nucleus. The transcript has 3 exons.
AAUAAAAUUAACAAACACAAAUUACAUUAAAAAAAUAACAUGCUUGAGGGCUGGUACUGUCGAUCCCUUGCCAAUCAAGAGGAGGGAGCUGUUAAGGACGAGCCUCAUCAGCAGGAGAGCGAUGAGGAACAGCCCGCGCGGAACAUUGGCCAUGCGAACGCCAGGGGAGCACCAGAAAGUUCAUCUUCAGCGUCUGCAGGAACGGGGAAUAAUGCGAGUGCCGUAGAUUACAAGGAUCGUUACAAGAACUUGAAGCGAAAACUGAAGUUUCUCAUUUAUGAAAACGAGUACUUUCAGGAUUUGCUGCAGACGAAUCAGCGGCGCUUACUAAAGGUGUCUCGAGACCGUACUUUCCUUCUUGAUCGUUUGCUGCUGUACGAGCACCCCGCCAAGGACUCAAGUGACAGCGAGGCCACAGACAGCUCCGAUUCAGAAACUGAACAAGCCACGCCAUCCACGUCCACAGCAGCUGGAGGCUCGCAGACACCGAAGGAGACCAUUCGAAAAAAGCACAAAGAAAAGGGAGCAUCCGUUGCAACUGCAACUCCGCCUCACCUGCCAACGGUUGGUGCCACGCGUGGGCGCAGACGCAAAGUUUUGACUGGAGCACUGUCCUCAAACCACGGACAUCAGGCAGCCGGGAAACGGCAGCUGACGGCCACAGUACCUCCUUCUCAACAGCCGCUACUUUCAGCUGUCUCCCUAAGCACAGCUGAAAUCACGCGUCAGUUGCAAGAGCGACGUCCGACGCCAAUAGAACUUAUGAGCCCAGAGUGUACUUCGGCCACUGUUCCCACAACAAUGCUCAGCGAUGAAAGCCCAUCUAAAUGCUAUCCCAAUGAAAGCUUGCACCAUCUGAUGGAGGACGACUCACAUUCACAAGAGGUAGCCGCUGAAGAGUGCGUUGCAAUGGAGUACACCACUUAAUCUAAAAAUACACAUAGAUAGCUAUUGAUCAUUUCUACUAGUUGUCUUCAUCUUAAUCAAUUAAACUUAUUAGUACCACA